Messenger RNA from Paramuricea clavata, 237 nucleotides. NCBI's taxonomy places the organism in Eukaryota, Metazoa, Cnidaria, Anthozoa, Malacalcyonacea, Plexauridae. The record is from the annotation of a GenBank genome assembly.
AUGGACGGUAAUGGCGAAAAAGGCGACGGCGAAGCGACUAUACCGUCGGGAAUUUACAGUGUGUUUAAUGAUCAAGUCGACGACGAACAUUUACUCACUAUGUAUGAAACUGAGAAUUUGUCUUUGUUAGAACCAAUUUAUAAACGGUUCGACGAGCAGUUUAAGUUGUUACAAGAACAGCGAUUCGCUCAACGGGUUGAAACUGAACGCGCCGAGAGCCAUCGCGUUAAAAUGUAA